CUUCGACGGAAGGAAACUGGACAUGCAGGCAGAAUGUCAGGAAGAUGGAGGCUCAGUAAGAGACCCAGGGCUGAGGCCGACGCUCACGCUCGCGUUCCUCCACUACUCCCUCUUAGCACGUCUCGCAAAGGUCUCUCAAAUGCUGUUUCCUGCUGGUAUUGUGAUUGUAAGAUCACCUCGUUCAACGAACCUAUUUUCCAUUUUGGACGAAGACAUGCCAGGGUUCUGAGAGCGUGGUUUUCGAUCGGGAUUGGUUUUUCUCUUGCUGCUCUUGCUGUUGUUACUACGGUUCUCUUUCUGGAACUUGCCAUAGCCAUGCAUAUUUUUGGCAAUAGCGAUGUGCCUCAUAGUCUUCCUAUUUCCUAUUCCUCAUUAUUUGGUCUUCCUCCGUUGAUUUCCAGCUGUAAUUUUUCCCCUGCUGAUGCUGGAUACAUAAUUAUCUCUUCCUUAAUAUCUGUAGCUUUUCAUGAAUUUGGUCAUGCUGCUGCUGUUGCAAGUGAGGGCAUAAAAUUGGAGUAUGUUGCAGUUUUUAUUGCACUCCUUUUCCCAGGUGCCUUGGUGGCUUUCAAUCAUGAUGUACUGCAGGAUUCAUCAUGCUUCAAUGCUCUGCGUAUCUACUGUGCUGGUAUUUGGCACAAUGCAGUUCUUUCUGCAGCUUCUGGAUUGAUGUUAUUCUGCCUGCCGCUGAUUCUGUUUCCUCUUUACAUACAUGGCGAAAGUCCCAUGGUUUUGGACGUUCCUUCUACUUCACCAUUGUCUGGUUAUUUGUCCCAUGGCCAUCUGAUUUUGUCAUUGGAUGGCAUGCACAUUCAAAAUGUGGAUGAUUGGGUCAAUCUAUCAGCUCAAAUAAGUGAAUCAACAUUUCAAAAUGGAACCCUCUCCAGACUUGGUGAAAAUGACCGAAUGGCCAAUGGCAGAAAGGGAUACUGCGUUCCAAAUUUUAUGUUGAAAGAAAGCAAUAAAGUUCAGUUCUCACAUGAUCAGUCAACUUGUUUUGGCGACCUUACUUCUUUUACAUCUAUUCCUUGUGUUAGUUCUACCGUUUUAGUUGAUGGUGAUGUGGAUGAUAGCCAUUAUAACCGCAAAGAAGGCAUAUUUUGCUUGAAUGUCAAUGAUAUUAUUAAGCUUAAUAAAUGCAUUAGUGGAUGGGAUAAAGCCAUAAUCAAUGAUAGCACUAGCACCUGUAUGUGUUCACAGGAUGAAACUUGCUUAAGUCCAGUCCAAAUGCCUGGUUCGGUAUGGGUCGAGAUUACAUAUUUGAACCCCCAUUCUUCAGACUGUUUCUAUUCCAGAGAAAAUCCACUCCCAAGUUCGAAUUGUAGUGGAACUUUCAUUUUUGUUGGUGACGUGGUUUCAAUGGCGCACUCUAUUCAGCUGACAAUGUACCGGCCAAGAUUGGAUUUUCAUUAUGCUAGAUAUCUUCCAGAUGUACUGGAAAGAAUCUUCUUGUGCUUAUUUCACGCCUCUCUUGCACUUGCUCUUCUCAACAGUUUGCCGGUAUAUUAUUUGGAUGGUGAAUCUAUUUUGGAGAUAAUUAUUUUCCAGCUCACCUCAAUGAGCCCGAGAAACAAGGAAAAAGUUCUUCGAGCUUUUCUGAUGGGAGGAACACUCAUGUCGAUCUUUUUACUGCUGAGGAUUUUCUUCCAUGUGUUCGUCAGCUGACGGACUUGCUCCUAUCCAAGUGGGAAUAAGAUGGAGAACACAAUGGAAAUAAGCUGCUGUAGUAGCAAAAUGAAAAUCCUGGAAGGAGUUAACCAACUGCUGAGAAACAAGAGGUGACAGGGCGAAUGCUUACAGGACUGACAGGAAAUGUGAAUAAGAAUUAGUAGGUAGGGUAGGGUAGGGUAGGGUAGGGUAGGGUAGGUAAAGAGAUUGGAGGAGAGGUCGGAGUAUCCAAACAGAAGUGGCAAAAGGGUGGAGGGUUUUUCCUCAUUUUUCUGUUGAGGAGGAUCUCUUUACUAUCGUUCUGGCUUUGUUUGUUGAAGAAGGAUCACUGGAGUUCCAUUGGGGACAUUGGUGCUAUUCCACUAAUCUCUAAUCUUCAUUUGUUCAUCAACUCUUAAUGAACAGAGGUUCGCCUUGAGUUUGGCAAGCAUCCAGUUUGGUUCAAAGUCAUUCCAUGCUUGUUUUUUAAGCUGCCAUCUGAAUGAUAUUCUUAUUUCUUCCUGCAUCUAAAUAUUUUCAUAACCAAUAUGAAAGUGUCUUGGUU
Cucurbita moschata (crookneck pumpkin) is the source of this 2209-nucleotide messenger RNA. Its product is annotated as membrane-bound transcription factor site-2 protease homolog. Gene Ontology annotation, cellular component: cytoplasm; membrane. Lineage: Eukaryota; Viridiplantae; Streptophyta; Magnoliopsida; Cucurbitales; Cucurbitaceae. Gene Ontology annotation, biological process: membrane protein intracellular domain proteolysis; regulation of response to endoplasmic reticulum stress. Bases 34 to 1662 code for a protein of 542 amino acids. Gene Ontology annotation, molecular function: metalloendopeptidase activity. The record is from RefSeq and is a predicted model, not a curated record. The transcript has 10 exons.